UUUAUUGUCUCAUCAGGCAGAGCAAAGGGGGCACCCGCAGAAGGAACCUUCUCCAAAGAGGACCCUGAGCUGCACAAUUUGGUCUUAGAAAUGGCACCCAAGAAAGCUAAGAAAAGGGCAGAAGGUGCCAACUCCAACGUCUUCUCAAUGUUUGAACAGGCACAGAUCCAGGAGUUUAAGGAGGCCUUCACCAUCAUGGAUCAGAACCGCGAUGGUUUCAUUGACAAAGCAGAUCUGAGAGACACAUUUGCAGCACUAGGGCGCCUGAAUGUGAAAAAUGAAGAGCUUGAAGCCAUGAUCAAAGAAGCUCCUGGACCAAUUAACUUCACCGUGUUCUUGACAAUGUUUGGAGAAAAACUUAAAGGCGCAGAUCCAGAGGAAACGAUUCUAAGUGCAUUUAAAGUCUUUGAUCCAGAAGGCAAAGGCCUAAAAGCAAGCUACAUUAAGGAGAUGCUCAUGACGCAAGGAGAACGGUUUUCAAAGGAAGAGGUAGACCAAAUGUUUGCAGCUUUCCCUCCAGAUGUGACUGGCAACCUCGACUAUAAGAAUUUGGUCCACAUCAUCACACACGGAGAAGAAAAAGAUUAAGAAACGCUGGGAGGCCAGCUGGUGUGAUGGCAGAAAUGAUACCUUCUCUGCCACCACUUUUGGUGGUUCCUGGCCAGCUUAGCUGGGAUAUUGUGUCUUUCCUGUCUGUGGUUAUCCUCUUGGGAGCCCCAGCCCUUUGUCUGUCCUAUCUGUAGAAAGAAUGCAGCCAUGUCUGGAGAAACCUA
This is a messenger RNA of Candoia aspera, 773 nucleotides long. RefSeq names its product myosin light chain 2 (gene MYL2). Bases 91 to 588 code for a protein of 165 amino acids. Lineage: Eukaryota; Metazoa; Chordata; Lepidosauria; Squamata; Candoiidae. The record is from RefSeq and is a predicted model, not a curated record. Gene Ontology annotation, cellular component: cytoplasm; myofibril. Gene Ontology annotation, biological process: muscle cell fate specification; heart development; cardiac muscle contraction. The transcript has 7 exons. Gene Ontology annotation, molecular function: calcium ion binding.